Molecule: messenger RNA, 1863 nt
Organism: Colletotrichum spaethianum
Lineage: Eukaryota; Fungi; Ascomycota; Sordariomycetes; Glomerellales; Glomerellaceae
Product: L-amino-acid oxidase
Exons: 3
Coding region: 1-1863 (620 amino acids)
Biological process (GO): amino acid catabolic process
Molecular function (GO): L-amino-acid oxidase activity; polyamine oxidase activity
Source: RefSeq, a predicted model, not a curated record
AUGGCUGUUGUGUGGUCAACCCUCCUUACUGCUGCGGCAACUUUGUGCCAGACAACCCUCGCAGAGCCCAUCUUGCGCGAAACAGUUUCAUUUCAAGGCCCUUUCAUAGUUGAGCGGAACGGUAUUCAGAAUAUCAAAAUCCAUUACAAUGGCGCUCUGAACGGCGAACUCUCUGUUUCGUACGGCGCUUGCGACAUGAGGGCCGCAUUCGAAGCGCACCACGAAAUUGGCCGGACGCAUAUUGGUUCGCACCCAGCCGCUAAACGUCAUCUGGAAUGGACCGACCGACGACCUACCAAAUUCGUCUGGUUGGUGCCCGAAGAUGUUUCCUCGGGUUGUUUGCACGCCUUUGUUGACAACCAGCUUGUUGGCCGUUCGACGGAACAUGUCGUUAUGAGCCGCAAGACGAGGAAGCGUGCGACUUUUGCCGAAGCCACGGAUCCUAUGGGCCCGUGGUUCGACGGCGUUGAAUAUCUCAAGCAGAAGCAACCCGAUGACGUGUUUGUUGCUUCAGUUAAAAACAAGACGUUCGGCAUAUUGGGAGCUGGCAUAUCCGGUCUACACACUGGUCUGCUGCUCGACUCAGUUGGCAUACACAACUGGAAAAUUCUAGAGUCCUCCGACAGGACCGGCGGACGCAUUCGUACCACCUACCUCAACGGGACUACUCCUGAUGACCACCAGCAUCAUGAGCUCGGUCCCAUGCGAUUUCCGCACACCAUCCACGAUGCCGAGACUAACGAGACGUACCCCAUAAACGACCAGAAGAUGAUCUACCAACUGGCCGACGUGCUGAAUGAAAUCAAUGCCAACGCUGGGGCCGACCCUUCUCUUCAAGUCAAGUUUAUCCCAUGGAUUCAGGUCUCCGACAAUGCUCCUGUCGCAACCAAGAAACGCCGUCCGGACGGAACCGUCCCGGGUCGCAAGGAGAUCGCUGCCGACCCCUCGCUGAUGACCAAUGCCACGUACUCCAAUGUCACGGCUGCCAAAGAGGCCACUGAGGCUCUGGACGACUUCAAAGCUCUGACACCCGAGAGAGCCAACCGUCUACCUGCUGCCUUUGAAAACAUCGUAAAGGGCCGAAUCUCUUACAAGACGAAGGUUUUCAGCGUCAAGUACAACGAGGACUCCAAGAACCUCAAUGUGACAUGGCGUGAGACUGGUAGCAACCCUUGGCUCAAGAACACUACUACUGAGCAGUUUGACUUCGUCUUCAACAGUGUUCCUUUCAACCUCCUUAAGUAUUGGGAACUGCCGCCUCAUUCUAGCUUGAUGCGUCGAGCCAUUGAGCGCACCGUCUUCCUCGGUGCGGUCAAGGUUGCCAUGCAGUAUAAGACUCGUUUCUGGGAGCACUUAGAUCAGCCUAUCAUCGGUGGCUGCGGGCGAACUGACAUCUACGGCAUCGGCCAAAUUUGCUAUCCGUCCUACAACAUUAACGGAACCGGCCCUGGAGUCAUGCUCACAUCUUACGCCCCUGAUGCGGACGCAGUUGUCAGCUGCGCAAUGCCAGUCGAGGAGCACAUCGCGUAUAUCCAGCGAGCCAUGGUUGAAAUCCACGGGCCCAUCGCCGACGAGAUGUGGACGGGCAAUUACGAGCGUCACUGCUGGGAGCAGGACGAGCACCAUGCUGGUGCCUUUGCCGUGCCUAUCGUUCCUCAACAACAGCUCUACCUGCCGGCUUUCUGGCAAACGGAGUUUAACACCGUUUUCAUUGGCGAACAUACCAGUUUCACUCACUCUUGGGUUUUCAGUGCUCUUGAAAGCUCGACUCGUGGUACGGUGCAGAUGUUACUCGAUCUCGGUCUUGUCGAUGAGGCCAAGCAGAUCACAGGCACUUGGAUGGCAAGGUGGAUCAGCGUAUAG